This is a messenger RNA of Brassica rapa (field mustard), 2682 nucleotides long. Its product is annotated as pentatricopeptide repeat-containing protein At3g49170, chloroplastic. Gene Ontology annotation, biological process: RNA modification. The record is from RefSeq and is a predicted model, not a curated record. Gene Ontology annotation, molecular function: zinc ion binding; RNA binding; protein binding. NCBI's taxonomy places the organism in Eukaryota, Viridiplantae, Streptophyta, Magnoliopsida, Brassicales, Brassicaceae.
AAAUACCAUUUUAUUGAGAUACGGUAACGGAAUCGUUUAGAUGAGAAAGGAUGGCGAUGAUAAGCUUCUCGCUUCCAUCUCCCGCCAAACUCCCGGUUACAUCUCCACCGUCCGUUCCAAACCGUAUCAACAUCGCCGACCGUUUGAUCCUCCGCCACCUCAAUGCCGGAGAUCUCCGGGGAGCGAUCUCUUCUCUCGAUCUCAUGGCUCGAGACGGGAUCCGCCCCACAGACUCCGCCACUUUCUCCACCCUCCUCAAGUCUUGUAUCCGAGCCCGCGACUUUCGACUCGGGAAACUCGUUCACUCCCGGUUAGCUGAGUCCGAUAUCGAGCCUGACUCGGUUCUCUACAACUCACUGAUCAGCUUGUACUCCAAAUCGGGAGACUUGGCGGGAGCAGAGGACGUGUUCGAGACCAUGGGGAGAAUCGGUAAGCGAGACAAUGUUUCGUGGAGUGCUAUGAUGGCUUGUUACGGUAACAAUGGGAAGGAACUCGACGCGAUUAAGCUUUUUGUUGGGUUUCUGGAAUUGGGUUUAGUGCCGAACGAUUAUUGUUACACGGCGGUGAUCCGCGCUUGCUCGAAUCCGGAGAAUGUUGCCGUCGGGAGAGUGAUUCUAGGGUUUUUGAUGAAGACUGGGUACUUUGAAUCAGAUGUGUGUGUGGGUUGUUCUUUGAUUGAUAUGUUUGUUAAAGGAGAGAAUAAUCUCGAGAAUGCGUAUAAGGUGUUCGAUCAAAUGUCUGACUUAAAUGUUGUUACUUGGACGUUGAUGAUUACUCGGUGUAUGCAAAUGGGGUUUCCUAAGGAAGCGGUUAGGUUUUUCUUGGACAUGGUUUUAAGUGGAUUUGAAGCAGAUAAGUUCACGCUAAGCUCUGUUUUCUCUGCGUGUGCUGAGUUGGAGGAUAUGUCCUUUGGAAAGCAGUUGCAUUCUUGGGCGAUCAGGUCGGGGAUGGCGGAUGAUGUUGGGUGUAGUUUAGUUGACAUGUAUGCGAAAUGUUCUGCGGAUGGUUCGUUAGAUGAUUGCAGGAAGGUGUUUGAUAGAAUGGAGGAUCAUAGUGUGAUGUCAUGGACGGCAUUGAUCACUGGUUAUAUGCAAAGAUGUAAUCUUGACGCAGAGGCUAUUAACCUCUUUUGUGAAAUGAUAAGUCAAGGUCGUGUCCAGCCAAAUCAUUUCACUUUCUCUAGUGCGUUUAAGGCGUGCGGGAAUCUUUCGGAUCCACGGGUGGGUAAACAGGUUCUUGGUCAUGCGUUUAAAAGAGGGCUUGCUUCGAAUAGCUCUGUUGCGAACUCGGUUAUCAGCAUGUUUGUUAAAUCUGAUAUGAUGGAAGACGCCCGGAGAGCUUUUGAAUCGCUUUCUGAGAAGAAUUUGGUCUCGUAUAACACCUUUCUUGACGGAGCCUGCAGGAGUUUGGAUUUCGAGGAAGCUUUUGAACUUUUCCAUGAGAUCACUGAGAGAGAGUUAGGUGUUAGCGCUUUCACUUUUGCUAGCUUGUUGAGUGGAGUUGCAAGUAUUGGUUCGAUAAGAAAAGGCGAGCAACUUCAUUCCCAGGUGGUUAAACUCGGGCUCUCAUGCAAUCAACCUGUCUGCAACGCUCUGAUCUCUAUGUAUUCCAAAUGUGGAAGCAUUGACACAGCUUCACGAGUCUUUAAUCUAAUGGAAGAUCGUAAUGUCAUCUCCUGGACUUCAAUGAUCACAGGUUUCGCUAAACAUGGAUUCGCUAAAAGGGUACUGGAAACAUUCAACCAAAUGAUGGAGGCAGGGGUGAAGCCUAAUGAGGUCACGUACGUUGCAAUCUUGUCUGCAUGCAGCCACGUUGGUUUGGUCUCUGAAGGAUGGAGAAAUUUCAAAUCAAUGUAUGAAGACCACAAGAUCAAACCUAAAAUGGAACAUUAUGCUUGUAUGGUUGAUCUUCUAUGUCGGUCCGGGCUUCUCACUGACGCAUUUGAGUUCAUUAACACAAUGCCCUUUCAGGCUGAUGUUCUCGUGUGGCGUACGUUUCUUGGAGCGUGCAGAGUUCACAGUAACACAGAGCUUGGAGAGAUUUCUUCAAGAAAGAUCCUAGAACUCGACCCGAAUGAGCCUGCGGCUUAUAUACAGCUCUCAAAUAUAUACGCUAGUACAGGGAAAUGGGAAGAAUCUGCAGAGAUGAGGAAGAAGAUGAAAGAGAGAAAUUUGGUUAAAGAAGGAGGUUGCAGUUGGAUAGAGGUGGGAGAUAAGUUUCAUAAGUUCUACGUAGGCGAUACAUCUCAUCCGAAUACUCAUCGUAUAUAUGAUGAACUGGACCGACUGAUCAGAGAGAUUAAACGUUGUGGAUAUGUUCCGGAUACGGAUCUUGUUCUUCACAAGCUAGAGGAGGAAGAUGAUGUAGCAGAGAAGGAGAGGUUAUUGUUUCAGCACAGCGAGAAAAUAGCGGUUGCAUUUGGGCUUAUAAGCACGAGUAAGUCGAGACCGGUUAGAGUGUUCAAGAACUUGCGAGUAUGCGGAGAUUGCCAUAACGCAAUGAAGUAUAUAACAGUGGUCUCUGGUAGAGAGAUUGUGUUGAGAGAUUUGAAUCGCUUUCAUCAUUUUAAAGAUGGAAAAUGUUCUUGUAAUGACUAUUGGUGAGUGGUUACUUUGAGAUUUAGACACAUGAGGCUAUCACAAGAUUGUAGAUCCUUUACCAAUGAAUUGAUUUUAUUUUGCA